AUGGCAGAAUGGAUUAUUUCAUUUCUUGGCUUCUUAUCACAACAAUUGGCUAUAUAUUUGGGAAUUGUGAUGUUCAUUGCUGGUGUAAUUGGUGGAUUUCUGACGAUCGUUGUUUUUCUAAGUCUUCGUACUUUUCGUGAAAGUUCAUGUGCAUUCUAUUUGCUUAUCAUGUCAGUUUUCAAUAUUGGAAAUUUAUUUCUCGGUCUACUCUCUCGCAUACUGAUUACCGGUUUUCGCAUCGAUUGGACAUUGAGUUCACCAUUUUAUUGCGCCUUCAGAUGGUAUUUACUCUACUUUGGUGUUUUGAUCUCUUUCACAAUGAUUUCUUUGGCAACCAUUGAUCAAUAUUUGGUUACUUGUUCUCGUCCUAGUUGGCAACAAUGGAGCAACAUCAAACUUGCCCAUCGUUUAUCCCUAGCAGUAAUCAUUUUUUGGAUUCUUCUUGGAAUUCCUUAUAUGAUUUAUUUUAAUAUAAUUGAACAACCUACAUCAUAUAAAAUAAUUUGUACAAGUACCAAUGCUGCUUUUUUUCAAUAUCAUAUUUAUGUUUAUAUAAUAUGUCUCGCCGGUGUUGUACCAGUAACUAUUACUGUCCUCUUUGGAUGUUUGGCAUAUCGUAAUGUCCAACAAUUGGCACAUCGAACUGUACCACUAAUUCGUCGUGAAUUGGACAAACAAUUGACAACCAUGGUUCUUGUCCAAGUUGUUCACAAUUUCUUUGCAACAAUACCGUAUACAAUUGUUACUGCUAUCAAUUACAGUUCCAUUCUCCCGAAUGAUUCAGUUAUUAUCGCACAACUUCAAUUUACCAAUGUUAUAACUAUCUAUUUGUAUUAUCUAAAUUAUACAAGUCCAUUCUAUAUUUAUCUCGGUGUAUCCGAACGAUUUCGUCAUCAAUUAAUUUAUGUUCUUUUUGAAAUUCAUCUGAAACGAUGGCGACGACGACAAGUUAAUGUUGACAUAGGCGGCGGAGCCUGUAGGCCCAGUGAGGCUUAA
Molecule: messenger RNA, 996 nt
Organism: Rotaria sp. Silwood2
Lineage: Eukaryota; Metazoa; Rotifera; Eurotatoria; Philodinida; Philodinidae
Source: the annotation of a GenBank genome assembly